GCGCGCUGCCGCCGGCGCGUCCCCCGCGCGCGCUCCGCGUCACCGCUCUCGGGCCUGGCGCGCGGCGGCCGCGGCCGGACGGACGCUCGGACCCGGCCGGACGCACGGACGCGGCUCCGCUGCCCUCCCUUCUCCCGCCCGUUGGCUCCGGGGCCUCCCGGCGAGCCGGCCCGAGCGCGGCGGCGGCGGCGGCGGGUUCGUUUUUGUGUGCGGGGGGGGCGCGCGGCCUGGUGCGCGCGGCGGAUCCCGCCGCUCGCGUAGCGCGGCCGCCCGGGCUCGCCGAGGGGGAGGCCCGGGGUUGGGGCGGGUGGUGGUGGCGGAGCGCGGGGGGGAGCCAAGGCUCCCGGCCAGAGGAAACGCCGCCGCCAUGAGCGUGGAGGCGUACGGCCCCAGCUCGCAGACCCUCACCUUCCUGGACACCGAGGAGGCCGAGCUGCUCGGCGCCGACACGCAGGGCUCCGAGUUCGAGUUCACCGACUUCACCCUCCCCAGCCAGACCCAGACCCCGCCCGGGCCCGGCCAGGCGGGGCCGGCGCAGGGCCAGGGGCCCCCCGGCGCGGGGCAGGGAGCUCCGGGCCCGCUGGAAGCGCAGGUGAACGGUCCCGAUGGGAUCCUGCAGAACGGAGCCGUGGAUGAGAACGUGGCCAAGACCAGCCAGCUCCUGGCAGAGCUCAACUUCGAGGAGGACGAGGAGGACACCUACUACACCAAGGAUCUGCCUGUGCACGCCUGCAGCUACUGCGGCAUCCACGACCCUGCCUGCGUGGUUUACUGCAACACCAGCAAGAAAUGGUUCUGCAACGGCCGUGGAAACACCUCUGGCAGCCACAUUGUGAACCACCUGGUGAGAGCCAAGUGCAAGGAGGUGACCCUGCACAAGGACGGGCCCCUGGGAGAGACCGUGCUGGAGUGCUACAACUGCGGCUGCCGCAACGUCUUCCUGCUGGGCUUCAUCCCGGCCAAGGCUGACUCCGUGGUGGUUCUGCUGUGCAGGCAGCCGUGUGCCAGCCAGAGCAGCCUGAAGGACAUCAACUGGGACAGUUCCCAGUGGCAGCCCCUGAUCCAGGACCGCUGCUUCCUCUCGUGGCUGGUGAAGAUCCCCUCGGAGCAGGAGCAGCUCCGCGCCCGCCAGAUCACGGCCCAGCAGAUCAACAAACUGGAGGAGCUCUGGAAGGAAAAUCCAUCUGCAACCCUGGAGGACUUGGAGAAACCUGGUGUUGAUGAGGAACCCCAGCAUGUCCUGCUUAGAUAUGAAGAUGCUUAUCAAUACCAGAAUAUAUUUGGUCCUCUGGUCAAGCUUGAGGCAGAUUAUGAUAAGAAACUCAAGGAAUCUCAGACCCAAGAUAACAUCACAGUCAGGUGGGACCUGGGCUUGAACAAGAAGAGAAUUGCUUAUUUCACUUUGCCAAAGACCGAUUCAGACAUGCGCCUCAUGCAAGGAGAUGAGAUCUGCCUGAGGUACAAGGGAGACCUGGCCCCCCUCUGGAAAGGAAUUGGGCACGUGAUCAAAGUUCCUGAUAGUUCUACAGAUUAUGGUGAUGAGAUAGCCAUCGAGCUGAGGAGCAGCGUGGGAGCUCCCGUGGAGGUCACUCACAACUUCCAGGUGGAUUUUGUGUGGAAAUCCACUUCCUUUGACAGGAUGCAGAGUGCUCUGAAGACGUUUGCGGUGGACGAGACCUCAGUGUCUGGGUACAUUUACCACAAACUGCUGGGCCACGAGGUGGAGGAUGUCAUCAUCAAAUGCCAGCUGCCAAAACGCUUCACAGCCCAGGGGCUCCCUGAUCUCAACCACUCUCAGGUUUAUGCUGUCAAGACCGUCCUGCAGCGUCCUCUGAGCCUUAUCCAGGGUCCCCCUGGCACUGGGAAAACAGUGACAUCAGCCACCAUCGUGUAUCACCUGGCCAGGCAGGGCAAUGGGCCUGUGCUGGUGUGUGCCCCCAGCAACAUCGCUGUGGAUCAGCUGACGGAGAAGAUCCACCAGACUGGCCUCAAGGUGGUUCGUCUGUGUGCCAAGAGCCGCGAGGCCAUCGACUCCCCCGUGUCCUUCCUGGCCCUGCACAACCAGAUCAGGAACAUGGACAGCAUGCCGGAGCUCCAGAAGCUGCAGCAGCUCAAGGAUGAGACUGGAGAGCUUUCCUCUGCUGAUGAGAAGCGUUACCGGGCGCUGAAGCGCACGGCGGAGCGGGAGCUGCUCAUGAACGCCGACGUGAUCUGCUGCACGUGUGUGGGAGCUGGAGAUCCCCGGCUGGCCAAGAUGCAGUUCCGCUCCAUCCUCAUCGACGAGAGCACGCAGGCCACAGAGCCGGAGUGCAUGGUGCCCGUGGUGCUGGGGGCCAAGCAGCUGAUCCUGGUGGGUGACCACUGCCAGCUGGGGCCUGUGGUGAUGUGCAAGAAGGCGGCCAAGGCCGGGCUGUCGCAGUCGCUGUUCGAGAGGCUGGUGGUGCUGGGCAUCCGGCCCAUCCGGCUGCAGGUGCAGUACCGCAUGCACCCCGCGCUCAGCGCCUUCCCCUCCAACAUCUUCUACGAGGGCUCCCUGCAGAACGGGGUCACUGCAGCUGACAGGGUGAAGAAAGGCUUUGAUUUCCAGUGGCCCCAGCCUGACAAGCCCAUGUUCUUCUACGUGACCCAGGGCCAGGAGGAGAUUGCCAGCUCAGGCACCUCGUACCUGAACAGGACCGAGGCUGCCAACGUGGAGAAGAUCACCACGAAGCUGCUCAAGGCUGGGGCCAAGCCGGACCAGAUUGGCAUCAUCACCCCCUACGAGGGGCAGCGUUCCUACCUGGUGCAGUACAUGCAGUUCAGUGGCUCCCUGCACACCAAGCUCUACCAGGAAGUGGAAAUUGCGAGCGUGGACGCCUUCCAGGGCAGGGAGAAGGAUUUCAUCAUCCUGUCCUGCGUGAGGGCCAACGAGCACCAGGGCAUCGGCUUCCUCAACGACCCCAGGAGGCUCAACGUGGCCCUGACGAGAGCCAGGUACGGGGUGAUCAUUGUGGGGAACCCCAAGGCGCUGUCCAAGCAGCCCCUCUGGAAUCACCUCCUGAAUUACUACAAGGAGCAGAAGGUGCUGGUGGAGGGGCCCCUGAACAACCUGCGCGAGAGCCUCAUGCAGUUCAGCAAACCCCGCAAGCUCGUCAACACCAUCAACCCUGGUGCCCGUUUCAUGACCACUGCCAUGUAUGAUGCACGGGAGGCCAUCAUCCCUGGCUCUGUCUACGACCGCAGCAGCCAAGGGCGUCCAUCCAACAUGUACUUCCAGACCCACGACCAGAUCGGGAUGAUCAGUGCUGGCCCCAGCCACGUCACUGCCAUGAACAUUCCCAUCCCCUUCAACCUCGUCAUGCCCCCGAUGCCACCCCCGGGCUACUUCGGCCAGGCCAACGGCCCCGCUGCAGGCCGCGGUGCUCCCAAAGGGAAGACGGGCCGCGGCGGGCGGCAGAAGAACCGAUUUGGGAUUCCUGGCACGAGCCAGUCCAACCUCCCCAACAGCCAGGCCAGCCAGGACGUGGUGUCCCAGCCCUUCUCGCAGGGCCCCCUGACCCAGGGCUACAUCUCCAUGAGCCAGCCCUCCCAGAUGAGCCAGCCUGGGCUCUCCCAGCCGGAAUUAUCCCAGGACAGUUACCUUGGUGAUGAGUUUAAAUCCCAGAUUGACGUGGCGCUGUCACAGGACUCAACUUACCAGGGGGAACGAGCAUAUCAACAUGGUGGAGUGACGGGACUGUCACAGUAUUAGAGUGUUGAGGAAGAAGAGCUAAGCUUGUGUGGAGCUUAGUUCAUCAGCAUUUUAUUCUGGGUAAUAAAAAAAAUAAAAUAAAAUGGAUACCUGUUUUCCACUGCUAAAACUGAAGCACCACUGCGUGAGAGCAACAGGAGAAAGAAACCAACCAACGGAGAGGAGAGAGAGAGAGAGAGGAGCGCGCGAGAGAGCCACUGCUGGAGCUCACUGAGACAAGGAGAUGCGAGAGGAGACGGAGCCCUGAGGACUGGCUGCGCCCGCGGGAGGGACUCACCCAGGAGGGCUCAGCCGAGCCCCUGCUCCCCCAGUCACCCCGCUCCGGAGAAGGGCCUUAACGCAGGUUUCACUUCAUUCCAUACUUCUCUUCGCGAGCAGGGCGCGGACUUUUCAGAGCGGAUGGGGAGAGGAAAACCCUCAUCUCAGAGUUGGGCUCGUUCCGUGAGGGGCACUAAAAGUGUUUUAGCGGGAACUGGUUACGUUUUAGAAGCAGAGUAUCUGAGAGAAGGGGGGAAAAAAAAAGAGAGAGAGAAAGUCCCUGCCUGGGUGACGGCCAGCCGAGCAGAAAUCCAGCUGCUGCUCAACUCUGAGGUGCAGGUUUUGUUGUCCAACACUGGCUCUGAAAUUUGUUGUCAUCGUGUCGCCCACAUUCUGAACGAGGUGGUUUUAAAGAGAUUCUUUCAAAAAGAGCACUGAAUUUUUUAAGAAGUUUUGUCUCUGAAUUCUUAGUGGUGGACCUGGGAGAUUUAGAUCCUUGUUCUGAGAAGCUUAUAUUACAAAAAAAAAACCUUAAAAAAAAAACCAAAAAAAAAUGUUUCAAACAAAAAUUAGAGCACCAUCCUUGAGAACUUUCAGUGUGAUUUCAAGUUGCAGCAAUCAGCCUCUUCUUCCUACAUGGGAUAGGUUUAGAGUGAGAGGAGCCUGCGUGCUCGAGCAGGAGGGUUUCAAAGUGUUUUCUGUAUGCUUUAAUUGGCAACUGUCUGGACUCUACUCUGUGAAAAACAGCCUUUCUGUAAGAUGAACUUUAUGCUUGAAAGGGGACGGGUUCCUGUGCCCUUCGGCCCUGGAGGGAAGGUGCAGCCAGGCCUGCUUUGGUCCCCGCAGCUCUGGGGGAGGACUAGUGGAAAUUGGGGAUUAUUUAGGAUGGAAGGAAAGGCUCCACGCCACUGCAGGAGCAGGAUGGACAAACGGACAAAGCAGGCAGGUGGUGGAAGGUGGUGGCCUCUGAGAGACAGAGCUGGGUUUAAUUUGGGAGGACGGGUCAGGCUCUGGGGUGGUGAAGGCAGGAGAGGGACAGAGGGAGGUGUUGAAGCCAAGUUUCCAGGGGGAGAGAGUCUGAGCAGACUUUGCUUUGCGGGAGCAGAGCUCUCAGCCCAGCUGGGGAUCGGGGCUGCGAGGAGCCCACGCGGAGGAGCCGUGUCUGAAACACUCACGGGGACACUCGGGAGCUUUUCAUUUCUGUCCAAACCUUUUGUAGGAACAGUGCAGAGAGAGAAUCGAUUCCUCCAGCCCCAUUCUUAGCAGAUCCUGAAUUAGGGUAACCUCUACCUCCCAACUGGCCAGCAGAGAUGGAUCCAGAGCCUGGCUGCUCCCAGGCUGCAGUCAAGCUUUACACUCAAAGGGCUCCAAGUGUUUCUGGUCCUUUAUUUUGGGGGGAAAACUCAAAAUACCUCUCAUCUGAAUGUACUUCAAACAGCUCCAAGCCCGUUUUGUAGCCGGGGAGGGGGGAAGCCCUUUCAUUCCUGUCCUUCCUGGAGAUCCCUGCCCUGGAUUUGCUGGAUCUGCCCCAGAGCAGCCCUGGUGUGGAGCACCCCAGCCCGGGAGGGACGAGCUCCCCAGCCCGGGGGGAGCUGCACAAACUGCAAAAGCCACAACCAACUCAACUCACAAAACCCAUUCUUUUCUCAUCCAAAGCCUCCAGAGUUUAGAUUCUAAAACAGUGAAAGAAUGGAGACACAGGCCACCUUCCUUCCUCGUGAGAUGGACUUGUUUUAUUUAUUAACAUUGCCGAAGGGCUUUUUAAUUUUUUUUCCUUGGUAGGCUGCGUAGUGGCGUAGACUUUUCGGGUAGGUUUAAGCUGAACCCCUCUGUGCAAAGCUAUCCAUGAGUAAUGUAGCCCCCUCCUCUCCCCUCACCCUUUAUUUCACUGCUGGGAAUGCUUGCCUCUGCUUCGUGCUGGUUUUUUCCUUUGUAGCAGUUCAAACUCUUUUGAGUUUUACAAAUCCAGACAUCAGUGCUAGCACGGUGUUAAAACUCUUCUUUUUUUUAAUUAAUUAAAUUUUUUUUGUCUCAGUUUUGUUUUAAAACCUGUUUGUCAUCAAUAAAAUAAAAUAAUAAAAAUGAAUAAACAGCUCUUGCAUUCGAGGUGGCCCCUAAGUUUCAAUGAGGAAACCAUGCAACGUUCAUUAAAGCUUUAGCCUGAUUGUA
Messenger RNA from Motacilla alba alba, 6157 nucleotides. RefSeq names its product UPF1 RNA helicase and ATPase (gene UPF1). Lineage: Eukaryota; Metazoa; Chordata; Aves; Passeriformes; Motacillidae. The transcript has 24 exons. Gene Ontology annotation, cellular component: cytoplasm. Gene Ontology annotation, molecular function: zinc ion binding; ATP binding; hydrolase activity. The record is from RefSeq and is a predicted model, not a curated record. The coding region runs from base 368 to 3730 and encodes 1120 amino acids. Gene Ontology annotation, biological process: nuclear-transcribed mRNA catabolic process, nonsense-mediated decay.